This is a messenger RNA of Papilio xuthus (Asian swallowtail), 1038 nucleotides long. RefSeq names its product zinc finger protein 454-like. The transcript is spliced from 6 exons. Bases 1 to 951 code for a protein of 316 amino acids. NCBI's taxonomy places the organism in Eukaryota, Metazoa, Arthropoda, Insecta, Lepidoptera, Papilionidae. Gene Ontology annotation, molecular function: DNA-binding transcription factor activity, RNA polymerase II-specific. Gene Ontology annotation, cellular component: nucleus. Gene Ontology annotation, biological process: regulation of transcription by RNA polymerase II. The record is from RefSeq and is a predicted model, not a curated record.
AUGUGGUUGGUGGUGGCCACUCACUACAGCAGUGACAACUCGCCACUUGUGGUUAAUACUGUAGCGAUACUCCUGCUUAAGUCGAAAAAUGAUGAAGACGUUAAAGAUGAUGAGCAAGAUUCUUUGACUGGGACAGAUGAUGACGGUGUUGUGCCCAUUAAGGUGGAAGAGGACGAGUUUUUUACAGAAUUGAAGAAUUUUUCUCUUGAGGAUGAUAACUAUUUGGAUUUAGAACAUGAAGAAUUGAAAAAGGCAAAUAAAAAGAAAAUUAAGAAAGUACAAGACACUUCUGAAGAUAAUGAUGAUGAAAUAUUAGCGUUGAUAAACUUCACGUCCAUAAGAGACGAAAACGGUACAUUCGUUCACAGUUGUAACGUCUGCAAGAAGAACUAUGCGACCAAAGGAGCGUUUACGAAACAUUACAGACAAAUACAUCUUAAAUUACGUAAAGAACGUCUUUCUUGUCAUUUGUGCGAUGAGAAAAUAACGAAAUAUACGAAAGCUCAUCAUUUAGAAUCGAAACAUGGUAUAGCCGCUCCGACUUGUAAUGUAUGCGGAAAGAAAUUCGCAUUUCCUUACGAAGUGAUAACCCACCAACGUUAUCAACAUAUGGGAGAAAAGAGAUUUCGAUGUGAAGAAUGUAGCAAAUGUUUUGGAUCCAAAUUAUUAUUGAAAAAUCAUCUUGUCUCGCAUUCUACGACUAGAGAUUAUAUAUGCAACAUCUGUGGUAAAGCAUUUAAAACUGAGGUAGCCCGAAGUACUCAUGUUAAAAUACAUGAUAAAAACAAACCACAUAUUUGUAAUAUUUGUGAUAAGGGAUUUAAAACUGAAACAGCCCUACAAUUACAUGUUAGGAUACAUCUUAAUAUAAGACCCCAUGUUUGUCACAUCUGUAAUAAAGCAUACACUGAACCGGGAAGUCUAAGAGUUCACAUAAGGAGGAAACAUUAAAAGUCACGGAUAACGAAAUGAUCGUGUUCUUAUACUGUCAUAUAAAGUUGUAAUUAGAGUAAGAUAUUUGGUGUAACCGUUAAAAAA